CACCAGGAAACAGAAAGUUCUGAGAAAUCAAAACUAACCCCGACGGGGAGGGGCCCUGAGCACCGUCCAGGCAUCAGCCCGCACUGCUCAGCGUCGCCUGCCUGCAGAAACCCACUUUGCCUUCUCCUGGGAUCCCCUGUUCCCCCAAAGCUGGAGAUGAUCAACGAGGAGCACGAGGUCGCCAUUCUGGGGGCGCCCCAGACCUCGGGGGCCGUGACGUCCACCGUGGUCAACAUCCGCAGCGAGACCGUCGUGCCCGACCACGUCGUCUGGUCCCUGUUCAACACCCUCUUCUUUAACCCCUGCUGCCUGGGCUUCGUGGCGUUCGCCUACUCCGUGAAGUCUAGGGACCGGAAGAUGGUGGGCGACGUGAUCGGGGCCCAGAGCUACGCUUCCACCGCCAAGUGCCUCAACAUCUGUGCCCUGGUCGUGGGCAUCAUUGUCAUCAUUGGAUCCAUUUUUCUGGUGAUCAAGUCCCUGCACAUCUUGAAGAUGAUGUUAGAGAACAUGAAGCACUAGUCAGUGGUCGUGGCGAGUGAACCGAGGCCCCACCGUCUACCCUGAGCCCCAGGCCCCAGGCCCCUACUCCUUUAUACGAUAUCCUUGUCUACAACCAAAUUGAAUAAAGCGUACUUACAUGUGUCAA
Molecule: messenger RNA, 646 nt
Organism: Pteropus alecto (black flying fox)
Lineage: Eukaryota; Metazoa; Chordata; Mammalia; Chiroptera; Pteropodidae
Product: interferon-induced transmembrane protein 3
Exons: 2
Coding region: 157-519 (120 amino acids)
Biological process (GO): response to interferon-alpha; negative regulation of viral genome replication; response to interferon-beta
Cellular component (GO): plasma membrane
Source: RefSeq, a predicted model, not a curated record